Messenger RNA from Papaver somniferum (opium poppy), 2622 nucleotides. RefSeq names its product subtilisin-like protease SBT2.5. Lineage: Eukaryota; Viridiplantae; Streptophyta; Magnoliopsida; Ranunculales; Papaveraceae. The record is from RefSeq and is a predicted model, not a curated record. Gene Ontology annotation, biological process: proteolysis. Gene Ontology annotation, molecular function: serine-type endopeptidase activity. The transcript has 9 exons. Bases 1 to 2466 code for a protein of 821 amino acids.
AUGGCUUCCAUCUACACAGCCAUUUUCUUGAUCUUUUUCAGCAUCAACAUAUGGGGUUCACUUUUAGUAGGAGCCAAGGUUUACAUGGUUAUGAUGGAAGAUGAUGAACCUGUUAUUUCUCUCAUAUCCAAGAAUUCUAGCCUCAAGAGGUCUAGUGAAGAUGUCAGGUUAUACAAAGAGAGUAUGAUCAGCCGGCAUGACUUAUUCUUGGAGUCUCACCUCCCAGUGGGCUCCUACAAGAAACUCUAUAGCUAUAGUCAUCUUCAGAAUGGGUUCGCGAUUCACGUUUCCUCCCAUGAGGUUCUUGAAGCUAUAAGAAAUGCAAGGGGAGUUAGAAAAAUCGAGGAGGAUAUCAAGAUGAAGAAACUGACAACACGUACACCUGACUUUCUGGGAAUCCCCUCUGAGGUUUGGCCAAUAUUAGGAGGUGCUCAAAAUGCCGGUAAAGGAGUGGUAAUAGGCAUUAUUGACACCGGAAUCAACCCAAAUCAUCCUAGUUUUGUUGAUCAAUCUUCAUCAGGAGAUGAUCCUAAUGGAAGCUUCCAUUCGAAUAGCAGUAGUGCUAGCAAAAAGUUCAAGGGACAAUGUGAGAUUGGAGAAGGAUUUCCUCAAUUAGCAUGUGCAGGUAAGAUUGUUGGUGCACGAUAUUUUUCACGUGCAGCAACAGUAGCUGGUGACUUCAAUGCAUCUCGUGAUUUCGCUUCCCCUUUUGAUGCUGAUGGCCAUGGAAGUCACACAGCUUCAACUGCUGCGGGAAAUUUUCGUACUCCAGUUAUAGUUGAUGGGUUCAAUUACGGUUCUGCAAGCGGCAUGGCUCCUGGAGCACAGAUUGCUGUGUACAAAGCACUCUACACGUUUGGAGGUUAUAUGUCUGAUGUCAUGGCUGCAGUUGACCAGGCAGUUGAAGAUGGAGUUGAUAUACUUAGUCUAUCAAUUGGACCUUCAAGUGUUCCUCCAGGAUCUGCUGCAUUUUUAAAUGUACUGGAGAUGGAGUUAUUAUUUGCUACAAGAGCCGGUGUUUUGGUUGUUCAAGCAGUUGGAAAUGGCGGUCCUUCUACUUCUUCAAUACUCUCUUUCAGUCCAUGGAUUACAAGUGUUGCUGCCUCAAUCAUAGAUCGAAAAUAUAACAAUUCAAUUGAAUUAGGCAAUGGACGUAGUUUCUCUGGCACCGGGCUUUCACCUCCUACUUUGGGAAUGCAAAAUUAUCCGAUAGCUGCAGCGGCAGAUGUAACUACCAGGAACGCAAGUUUUAUAACAAUAGAGAACUGUCAACAUCCUGAGCCAUUCAUUCCAUCUUUGGCCCGAGGGAAGUUAAUUAUCUGCACAUACACAUUCGACUUUGAAUUCGAAUCAGCAAGUAUCGCAGCUAUUGCCGAUACCAUGCAGAAAAUCGGAGCUGCUGGCUUUAUAAUUACAAUGGACCCUGACCUUGGUUCUGAGCAAGUUCGAGGUACUACAACUACCUUACGUGUACCUGGAAUUGUGUUGAGCAAUAUGCAAGCCUCAUCUGCUCUUUGGGAGUACUACAACUCUCAAACCAUUCGAAACAGGCUUGGACAUGUAAUGGCAUUUACUGCAACAGCUAGGAUUUUAGAUGGAAGAGUAGCAAGUUAUACUGCACAGGCACCAAUUGUGGCAUCUUAUUCAUCUAGAGGACCCGAUGUGAACAACGCAUUGUUACAAACUGCAGAUGUUCUUAAGCCUAAUGUCAUGGCUCCUGGAUCAUCAAUAUGGGCUGCUUGGAGCCCUAACAGCGAAGGAGAUCACCAUAUUAGAGGGAAAUUUUUCGCCCUUGUAUCUGGUACAAGCAUGGCUACUCCUCAUAUAGCAGGUGUUGCUGCCUUAAUCAAACAGAAACACCCAACAUGGAGUCCAUCAGCAAUCACGUCCGCUAUGAUGACAACAGCAAACAGAACAGACCACUUCGGUGCACCAAUUUUAGCUCAACAAUUGAACCAACUUACUCCCGCGACACCAUUCGAUUACGGUGCUGGUGCAAUAAAUCCUUCUAAAGCUAUCGACCCAGGACUGGUUUUCAACACUAAGUUCAAAAAUUACAUACAAUUCCUUUGCUCCGUUCCUGGUGUGGACGAUGAGUCGGUAAGACGAGCAGUUGGUGUUGGGUGCCCUACAAAGAAAAGAAGGUGGUGCUCAGAUUUGAACACAGCAAGUGUGACGGUUUCGAAUCUGGUUGGUUCAAGGAGGGUUAUUCGGAAAGUAACGAAUGUCGACAAUGGAACUGAACUGUAUGAAGUACAUGUUACGGAGCCUAUGGGUGUUACUGUCACUGUUACUCCUCAAGCUUUCAUUAUUCGACCAAACAAGUCUAGAGUUCUCACAAUCAUGCUAGAGGCAAAAGAAGCAACAAAUUCAUAUACAUUUGGGGAGUUGGUACUUACUGGAGACAGGAAACAUGAAGUCCGAGUCCCAUUAUCUAUUUACGUAACAAGUACCAUUAAGUCUUAAUAUUCAGUACCUCUUGCAGACAUGGUUUUUGUCAACCAUCAUCAACAUUAUUAUUAGGUAGAGGUUACUUUUAUGUAGGAUUUCUGAUGUUUGAUGUUAGGUUUGAGCUUUUGAGUUGUAUCUUCUCAUAUUUAUUUGUUUUUCACUUGAAAUGAC